Molecule: messenger RNA, 485 nt
Organism: Staurois parvus
Lineage: Eukaryota; Metazoa; Chordata; Amphibia; Anura; Ranidae
Source: the annotation of a GenBank genome assembly
UUAUAUUAGUGCAGAACACUGUACCUUUAAUUUAAAUGCCCUUGGAGUCUGCUGGGGAAGAGAAAUAAUACUGUCAGUCAGUAUGACAUGCAGAUGAGUGCCGUCGAUCUUAGAAUCACCGCACACUUCACUCAUUUGGGCAGUCACGGGGCCAAAACCAGAGUGUGGAGCCACAGUGUGGCGGUGGAGGCAGCAGCAAUGGGAGGCCAUACAUCACCCUAUGACAAAAUGGAACCCACCAGCAGUGUGAGGAGACCUGAAAGUGGCACAUGGCAGAGUGUGGCGAUGGAGACAGCAGCAAUGGGAGGCCGUACAGGGACCCAUGACACACUCUGGACCUGGCAGCAGCAUGAGGAGGUGGUACAGGGGCCCAUGGCAGAGUGGCGAAGCCCGUCAGCAGCGUGAGCAGUUGACGGACAGAGGCACAUGGCGCAGGGUGGCGGUGUGGAAAUGGCAGCAGUAUUCGGAAGCCAUACACAGGCCUA